AUGGAGGAUUUGUCUUAUGAAAAUCAGCAAAUAAAUGUUUAUGAGAAACAUAGUGAAGGAAAUGUAUUCAAAAGUAAGGAUGAAUUGCUUAACUGGGCAUCAUUUGAGAAAAUACACAGUCUGCUUGAGUUACAACACACUGAUAUCAAGGCUUCAUUUGAGAAAAGUCUAACUGUUGUGCAACAUCAAUUUAAACCUUCUCAGUUUAUGGAGCUACUGGGUAAUGUGUCUAUCUCUGCAGUAGAGUAUUUGCUUGUAGAGAGUAAGAGAGCCAAUUCCAUUGGUAUUGAUGUUGAAGCUUGUGGAUGCGUCCUUCGCCACACUCAUGGUUUACCUUGUGUCCAUGAGAUUGCUGACUACAUCGGACAAGAUCGUCCUAUACCACUUGCUACCAUACACUCACAGUGGAGGCAACUUCAUAUCUCCAUAUGCAAGAAACGAGGAAACGGAGCUUCUACUCUGGAAACCAAUAAGAAGCGACCUGUUAAGGGAAAGGAGAAGGUGAAUGUGAAAGGGAAGGUAUACAUUACUAGAGCAGUGAAACCUGGUGCAUAUGUUGAUGCUUUCCCUUCUGGGUUGAAACCAUACAUUAAGUUUGUCAAGGAUGUAGCUGCAUAUGGGAAUUGUGGUUUCAGGGCUAUAACUGCUUCAAUUGGUCAUUCAGAAAAUGAUUGGGCUCAGGUUAGGCAUGAUCUGUUAGGUGAGCUGCAUGCACACAAAGAGGAAUACAUUACACUUUAUGGGUCCUACGAAAGGUUUGAAGAAUUGACAAGCAUAUUGUCAUACUUUGAAGACAGUCCUGGAUACUCACAUUGGAUGACUAUGCUAGACAUGGGGCAUCUUGUUGCAUCGUGCUACAAUCUUGUGUUAUACCACUUGUCAUUACAACAAUGUCUCACUUUUUUACCUCUUAGAACAGUGCCAGUACCUCAACUUGAUAGACGUGAGAUUGCCAUUGGGUUUGUCAACGGAAAUCAUUUCGUCCAGGUUUUGUUGCAGCCAGGCCAUCUAGUUCCUUCUAUAGCCACUAAUUGGAGAAAAUACCAUCACCCUUGCGCUGUCGACUGGGAUGAUACAUAUAUGCGCCGAAUUCAACAUUUUAAGGACAUUAUUCAUGAUACUGUAGCUGCUUGA
Molecule: messenger RNA, 1134 nt
Organism: Camellia sinensis
Lineage: Eukaryota; Viridiplantae; Streptophyta; Magnoliopsida; Ericales; Theaceae
Source: RefSeq, a predicted model, not a curated record